CCUGUGGAAGUGGUCCGUGCGGUUGGCGAACUUAUUGAAGCAGGAACGCGUAGAGGAGAACGGGAAGAGCCACUGCCUGCAUUACCUGCAGUUCGACGAGGACGCGUACCGCAAGAAAAGAGAACAGGAGUUGCGCGACCAGCUGAAAAGCGAACGCAAAGAGCGUGCUGGCGCUGGUGUGCAACACGACGGAACAAAAUUCGUAGUUGCGGACGACGAGGAGGACAUUGACAAAAUGACGCUUCGCCUGUGCUUCUGGGACCGCGAGACGCGCUCCUACGAGUGGGAAAAAACGUUGCCU
This is a messenger RNA of Amoebophrya sp. A120, 301 nucleotides long. NCBI's taxonomy places the organism in Eukaryota, Dinophyceae, Syndiniales, Amoebophryaceae. The record is from the annotation of a GenBank genome assembly.